AUGCCUUUCGAAUGCCCUCAAGAUGUUGCCAAUGAUUAUGAGAGUUUACUUACUAAUACUAAUAUAGUAGAAUAUGAUGUUAUUAUCUAUGCUGGUAAUAACAAUAGAGAAAUUUAUGCGCACUCACUCGUAUUACGCACUAGGUCUCAAUAUUUUCGUACAGAAUUUUCUAAUGGAUCGUUUGAUAGGAGGAAUGGAAAAUUUAUUUUUAAUUUACCUAAUAUUACCUCUCAAUUAUUUAAUAUGAUUUUAAGAUUUAUUUAUUGCGGAAAGAUUAAUUUGGAUCAAUUAGAUGAAUCUGAUGUUUUAAAUCUUUUGAUGGCAGCGGAUGAGAUUAAUAUUCAAAGAUUAAUCGACUAUAUCCAGGGAUAUCUGAUUGAAAAUAGAGGUUAUUAUUUACAACAAAAUUUUAUUGAAAUUCUUGAGAAGAUUUAUCAAAAUAAUGCUUUUAUAGAUUUACAAAAUAUUUGUAUCAGAAAAAUUUGUGUAAAUCCUGAAAGAUUACUUAAUUCAAAUGAUUUUACCAGUUUAAAUGCAUCUUUAUUGGAGUUAAUAUUUAACAGAGACGAUUUACCGCUCGAUGAAAUUGUUGUCUGGGAUAAUUUAAUUAGGUGGUGUUUGGCUCAACAUCCUAGCAUUCCACAAGAUCCUACACAAUGGAAUAAUGACGAAAUCACAAAUAUGGAGAGAACUAUUCAUAGAUUUGUUCCAUUGGUAAGAUUUUGUCAUAUUUCUCCAGAAAAUUUUGCUACUAGAGUAUACCCAUUUAGAGAAAUAAUGCCAAAUAAUUUAGUUAAUAGUAUGGUUCAAUUUCACAUGACUCAAAAUCAGCAAUUUAAUAAUGAUAGACGACCUCCUAGGAAACUUGCAAAUAAUUCUGUCAUAGUAGAGCUUCAACAUUUUGCCAUUUUCUCUAGUUGGAUUGAAAUGAACGAUGCUUCUUAUUAUAAUGAAAGAAAUAUUCCUUAUAAAUUUAAUUUACUUUAUCGUUCUAAUAGGGAUGGCAAUACACCUGAUGCCUUUCAUGAUAAGUGUGAUAAUAAAGGAGCUACUAUUGUUAUAUUAAAAAUUCCAAAUUCGGAACAAAUACUAGGAGGUUAUAAUCCGCUUCAAUGGGAUUCAAGUAAUACAGAGAAGCAUACAAGAGAGAGUUUUUUGUUUUCAUUUAAAAAUAGAAAUAACCUUAACAGUGCAACAGUAGGUCGUAAUAACGCAAAUGAUUCUUUUAUACAAUGUUAUCAAAUUUAUGGGCCAGCAUUUGGCAGUAGUGGUAGGUUUGACCUAUUUCAAGAUAGUGAUGGAGAUUGGAAAAGCUAUCUUACACACCCUUAUUCUAAUAUUAAUAUACCAAAAGGUUAUGGAUCAUAUUAUAAUAUUUUUAAUGUAGAGAAUUAUGAAGUUUUUCAGGUUGUUAGAAUUUAA
Molecule: messenger RNA, 1422 nt
Organism: Rhizophagus irregularis DAOM 181602=DAOM 197198
Lineage: Eukaryota; Fungi; Glomeromycota; Glomeromycetes; Glomerales; Glomeraceae
Source: RefSeq, a predicted model, not a curated record